AUGUCCAAUGAGGAUACACUAUUACAGCGCUCGCUAAUAAAAUGGGUGAAUAGAAAGUUAGAGGACGACUCUAUUGACCCCCAAACCCCAACAUCCAACUAUACGAACAUUCCUAGUUCUAUUAAUAACCUAUCCCGUGAUCUUCAGGAUGGUUUGGUUCUUAUAAAACUAAUAAAUAGGAUUAUUUAUGAAACAAGCCUAGCAUGUCAAAAUAUUGAUGGGACUGAAGAGAAUUUGGAGUUGUAUUAUCUUACCCCGAUUUAUAAGAAGCCAACUUUUAAAAUACAUAAAAUUGAAGUAAUUCAAGAUCUACUACAGUUUCUUAGGCUUUCCUUGAAUAUAGAUACAAGUUAUAUUGGCGCUGAGAAUAUCUUUGAUGGUGAUUGUAAAAUUAUCAUAUGCUUGAUCUGGUCAAUUUUUUUGUUUAGCGAAUCAAAACACACAACGAAAUUAUCAAGUAUACUGGAUAUUAGAAAUCGAUUAUUAGAGUGGAUUAAUGGAAUUUUAUCAAAGAAGAGUGGAAUAGAGGUUACAAACUUCGCCCGAGAUUGGGCAAUUGAGAAGAAUCCUGAGAAGUUAGUUUACGAUAUUAUUUCGCAUUAUGAUGAACAUAUUAGUGAGGGAUUGGAUCUAUCAGAAACCUUUACAUAUAUCCAAGAGGCACUUCCAAUACCUGACUUUAUAACCCAAGAGUAUUUUGAACAUGGAGCACCAGAUGAAAAGUGUAUGAUGAUAUAUUUCCUGGAAUUAUAUCAAAUUCUUGAAGUAGAUCUGACAUAUGAGAAAAUGAAGAUAUUAGAUUCACAAAGAUAUGAUGAUGUAAUUGAUUGCAUUGUAUCUACGUAUAGGCUAAAAACAAAAUAUGAAAGGAAAUCGUCAUUAACUUUACAAAAAAUCACUAUUAAUUUAAAUAAACUACAGAAAGACUUGACUGAUUUCAUGGAAUUGACUGAUGACAAUCAUAUUGUGAAUCAAUUCACGUCAUUUCUUCGAUUACUUGAAGACAGCAUCAAUGGAAGAGUUAAAUCGGAUCAACUAAAUUGCGAUUAUUCUAAACUCCGUGGGCUAGUGGAUAAUAUGUUGCGGAUUAUUAAAUCAUGGGAAGAGUUCGGUCUUAGUGUCAAGCCCGAAAUUUUGUAUCAAUCAUAUCCUGAAAUAAUACAGUAUCUAAGUGUCAUAAAACGAGAUCUACUGCACCUUGGAGAUAUUGAAUACAUAUCCCCCAACAAACAAAUCAGUAUUGAACCCAUAUCAACAAAAUUGAAUCAAUUAUUGGAUUUAGAAAGUGUAUUUUUGCAAAAAAUAGUGCUGGUCAUUUAUAAUUUGCUUAAUAACGAUGAGGGAGUCCAAUUGGGUCCUAUAAACGAUCAAAUGCCAGGCGUGUUAGAUCAACCCCUGAAACUUGAAUGUCAGAAGAUGUUUGACUAUUUGUUUGGUUUUUAUGAUAAACUACAAUUCUUACUAGAAUUGAUAGAUACUAGUAAUGAGAAUAUAUCGGAGAUGUUUACACCGGGUUCCAAGAUCAGCAAACCAGAAUCAAGUGCUAACAAAGAGGUUUAUCAACUAUUUCGGAGUAAGCUUUUGAAGUUUGACAAAUUUGGACAAGAAGAAUUAAACGAGGUGCUUGUGGAUAGCAUUGUUACGGGAGGCUUCCCCAAGAAUAAGUUGAAUUUAUUCAUGAAAUUAAUUCCCAAUAAAACUGACCUGACAUCGUCAACUAGUGAAUCGGAGUUUGAGUUGGUGUCAUGUAGCUCUUCUAAUUUCCUGUCCUUUGAUGAAGAUGUGUUUGAUGAGAUUCCAAUGAACCUUACUUCGGCUAGAAACAAGAGUGGAAAGAUUAAUGAUAUUUAUGGAUUCUUUGAGAAGCUUGAAAAUGGAUUCAAGCUUUGA
Messenger RNA from Hemisphaericaspora subhashii, 1890 nucleotides. RefSeq names its product Abp2p (gene ABP2). Gene Ontology annotation, cellular component: cell junction; plasma membrane; cell projection. Gene Ontology annotation, biological process: actin cytoskeleton organization. The record is from RefSeq and is a predicted model, not a curated record. The coding region runs from base 1 to 1890 and encodes 629 amino acids. NCBI's taxonomy places the organism in Eukaryota, Fungi, Ascomycota, Pichiomycetes, Serinales, Debaryomycetaceae. The transcript has a single exon. Gene Ontology annotation, molecular function: actin filament binding.